Anolis sagrei ordinatus is the source of this 3653-nucleotide messenger RNA. The record is from RefSeq and is a predicted model, not a curated record. Lineage: Eukaryota; Metazoa; Chordata; Lepidosauria; Squamata; Anolidae.
AGUAACGGUGGAAGUACUGUCUAAUAAGAAAGAAACUGGAAAUGUGAAUAGUUUGGAUACAUUGGAAUUUGGAAGAUGAAUUAUAAUUGACAUGCUUUUCUCCAUGUCUUACACACAUGUCUAAAAUAUGUCAUGCCUACCUCAUUUUAAUGAAGUUUCAUGGAUUUUGUCUCCGUACUACACAAGAGGAUGGUUUCUGGGAGAUCAAUCAGUUUAUGACCAGGUCACUCAUUUAGUGGUACCUUUGUACAGUCUUCCAAGAGCACCCAUUUCAACUCUUGAAAUCAGUGGCUGUUCGGCAAAUCCAUUCCCGGCAGUCCCACCUUGGUCACCUUGGUCACCUUGGUCACCUUUUGCUUUUAACCAUCCUCAAAGGCAAAACAAUUAUUACAGAUAUGCUGCUGGUGGACUGAGUGCCACUGCUGAAACAAAUGCUUGCAGAGCAGAUACUCUAGAGAAGCACAAUAUUAUUCAGAGUUCUUCGGCAGAUAGAAACGUUGCGUUUAACUCCCAUCAACUUUCAUCAGAUAGUUCUGAGAGAACUAGGUUGAAUACAGAUAUGCUUAACCUAAUUGAUUCAAGGAUUCAUUUCAAUGCUACAACUUCAGAGCAUAGUGGAAACAGAGUUGAAAGAAAUGAGUACACAUCCCCUGUCUUUUUGAAUGCUGCGCACAAGCCAGAACAUUCUGCAAAAAAUGAGAUGAAUAAUAUCUCCAGUGAGCAUCAAGCAGGACCUAACUGCUCCAUUUCGAGCCAGUCGUGCUAUUUGAGUUUCUCAGAAUUGACUUUGACGAAAGAUAACUUGGCUAACUUGAGUUCAACAGGGGAUGAAAAAUGUGAAUCGCUUUGUAAAGAGCAGCAGAAAUUUUCCAUUCCACCAGAAGAUGAGACUGAUGGAGAUAUUAAUGUGCAUAGUGAUGAAGACUUACCCCACUUAAUCAAUAAUCAGAAUGACUGCAGAUGCAGUGAGCUCGAUGAUGACUCGCAGUUAGAAUAUCAUAGUGCUGAAGAACAAGACUGUGUUUGUCAUAGCUCUUCACAUACACAAAACAUGGAAACAUCACAAACUUUCCACAAUAAGGAACUGGCAAGUCAUUUGACAGGUGACCAGCCAGAGUUUAAUAAAUGGAAAAAUGAACCUUCUAAUAUAAGUCACUACUAUAGUUUUAGUGAAAGACCAGAAGAACUCUCCCAGAUGUUUCAAGAUGGCAACUCUAAAGUAGACUAUUGUUUUGAUUCUGAUGGUCAGGAAAGAUAUGAGACUGUUAAUAUGUUUUAUAGUAACGAAGAUUUAGAUGGUAAGCCUAGUAGAGAAAAGAAGGAUCUAAAUUCCUUCCUAAUGAGCAAAUGUGGAUUUGAUGGAAAAACCAAAGCAAAUUCUCUUACAGAUACAGUGCAGAUCCUUGUGUCACCUGCACUUACCUCCAGCAGUGAGUCAGAUAUUUUGGAUCCUUGUGCUCAUGAACAAUCCGUUGCGCUUAAUAGCCAUGAGAUUUGUACCUGCAAUUUGCAUGGAAGAUACAAAGAGAGCUUUCCUAACUCAGAGCUAAAGAGAGUCAAAACUAGUACAGUUACCCAAGAUGUUGAUGCAACUUCUGAUUUUAGAGCUUGUUUUACAACAAGUCGAGCAACUAAUGUUAAGGUCUCAGUGAUGACCAGGGCACAAAACACCACCAUAACAAUGAUGAACAAAGAGAGGCCUAAUGAUUGGCUGACAGGUUCCCACAGAAGUGUUGGCUGCAAUACAGAUUGGACAUGCAUUUCUGAAAACGCAGACACAACUGAUUCACAAAUAGAAUUUACUGACAUGUUGGAAAAUUGCAGGUGGAAACCCAUAACUGAGGAUCCUUUGGAGUGCAAAAACAGUACAAGCAAAGAGUUCAAUGAAAUCCCCAAAAGGCUGAUGCAUCUUUAUCAGGAAAUAAGUGAUCAUUUGCCAAAAUGCUGCAAGGAGAUAUGCCAGAGAGCCGUAAAGGCUGAAAUGCAGCUUCUAAAAAGCAUCUACCGAAUGUAUAGUCAUCACUAUGUGCAGACUUCUAAAGACGCUAUGAAAGAAAAAGAUGUAAACAGUUUUGAUUCUGCAGUAAGCUCUGUGUCAGAAAUUUCAUUGUCAGAGAACAUGGAAGGUUCGUUGCACUCCUUAGUUACACAUCAAAUGAGUGAAAAAUUCUCCCCUUCUAACAAUAAUGCAAAGGAGUGGCAAAAUGAUCUUACAGAAAAUGGAUCUUCAAUUUUUGAAGAAACUGCUGAAGACUGGUUUGAUGCCACGGAGAACCUGUCAACGAGUGAUGCUUCACUGUCAAAUACAGAAAUGCAAACUACAGAUGGCAUAAAAAAGGCAUCAAAGAACAUUGCUUUUGUCCAUGUUGGCAAUUUAAGUCCCUUAGUAUCAGAAGUUGAUCUGUGGCUUCAUUUUCAUACAUACAAUGUUUCUAAUAUUUCGAUUUGUGGACUUUCUGAGAAUUACAGAUAUGCAUCCCUUAGUUUCAAAUCAGCCUCUGAUGCCAGUCUGGCAGUGAAAGAAAUGAAUGGGAAACCAAUAAAAGGAAAAGUAGUGAAGGUUCGACUUGUAAAAACUGCCAGAGAAAAUGGAGUCUCACAUUGUAAGAGUUCUGUGCAACCAGAACAUGAAUACCAAAGACUGCAGACUUGUUCUGAGAAGACUGGAAACAACUGUAAUAUGAAUUUAAAAGAGCCUCCUUCUGGCUUAGCGGCUCCUAGAGUGGUUGAUUCUAGUUCUGUCGCCUCAAAAAGACCAGAUGCGUCCAAAGAUUUGCCUACUGUGUCAAAUGUUCGUCCACCCAUUUUGGUAUCUUCACAACUGCCAUGUCAUGCAUCUUCCACUUCCAAAGUACCUGACCCUGGUUUCAAAUACUCGAAACCUUCAUCAAAAAAUGCAUGCUUUGAAAAAGAUCAGCAGGAUGUUGCAGAGAGCCGUUUGCCACUGGGCUCAGUACAAUGUAAUGGGUUUGUAUUUCCCAAAACAUUGAAUUUUAAAUGCUUCCGCAAAAUAGUGAAAAGCCUAGAAGUUUUACAUCCAGAGGUCAGCAGGGACAAUAUUGUGAAUGCUUUGCUGGAGGUAAAAGAACAAAAGGGCGUACUUCGUGGCUUUCCCCUUAGUACUAUUGUGGGAAUGGCAUCAUCCCUUCUGAAUAAAAAAUUUACAUCAAAAUGUGAGGAGAGUCGAGACAACAGCCUGAGAAAUAAAUAGCUGAAAGAAGAAGCCGUCUUUGCAGGCAUGAAGAGAAAACAUAAGUUGAAGAGUUGCUGUAACCCUCAGGUCUUUAGAACAUAUAGACUAAAUGAAGGACGAAAAAAAAGCUUUAGGUUGGAAAAUAUAUUGUAUUCAAAUUUUAUUCAUGUUAUUGUUAUUGUUAUUGGGAACAAAUUUAUAAGAAACUUGAGAUCCAGUGUUUAUUUUCUUAAAAAACCCAAAAACUUUUACCUUAAGUAACUAUGGAAAUAACCAUUUACCUGUUUAUUAUCUGUAUUUUCUAUUAUUAAUUGCUUUUUUAUGAGAUGAUAUUUUGUUAUUCAUAUUAAUUAAACAGUUUUUGUUUGGAAUGGUAAUAUCAGUAAACAUUUGCUGUCAAAAAUUUGAAGAUGAAUUGUUUGACAAUGUUAUAAGGAAUAAAUGUCUCAUUAAAAUUAUA